Molecule: messenger RNA, 1297 nt
Organism: Danio aesculapii
Lineage: Eukaryota; Metazoa; Chordata; Actinopteri; Cypriniformes; Danionidae
Exons: 7
Coding region: 23-760 (245 amino acids)
Biological process (GO): positive regulation of T cell proliferation; cell surface receptor signaling pathway; T cell costimulation
Cellular component (GO): external side of plasma membrane
Source: RefSeq, a predicted model, not a curated record
AAUUAGUGAGCGAGAGUCAGACAUGAGGGAGCAUUUAUAUCUUUUCUUUCUGCUUCAUUUCAGCAAAGGUUGUAUUGUUUCAGAUGAGGAUCAGACUAAAGUAAUGUCAGGAUACAGCGGUGGUUCAGUGCUUCUGCCCUGCUCCUGUGCUCAACCUCAGUCUACAGUCCACACAUUCAGCUGGCAGUUUCACCACAAUAAUAAUCCAUGGAUUUUAGUAUUUGAGGAUCAGAAGUACAGAGACAGACUUGUGCUGUUUAAUGAAAGUUCUCCAACAAAUCUGUCUCUACUCGUAUCUGACCUCAGAAAGACAGAUGAGGGGGACUAUAAGUGUCUGACUGCACUAAAUACUCCUACAUUUGUUCGGCUAACAGUUCAAGAGAGAUCAGAUGUUCAUCCAGCCAUUUCAACAACACAUAGACCUUCAGACCAAACACUUCCAAACACAAAACUUCCAGCACCUCGACAACCACAGCACACACUUCAGUAUGUUUUCAUUCUUUUGGGAAUAUUUCUCUCAGUACUCUCACUGACAUUACUGGUAUUUAUCUACUGGAGAUGCAGAGGAAGCAGAAAUGGGAAAAAGGAGAUCAAAAAGGAGUCCAAUGAUGGUGAAGCACUAAAGAAAGAACCAGACAGUCAUGAUGAUGUGAUGUAUUCUACUGUGGUCCAUGUUAAAACCGCUUCCAAAGUAUCUGACACACAAUAUCAUCAUGAAGAGCUCACUGAGUAUUCUAGUAUCAAUGUGAAAUGUCUUUAGGUUUCUUAUUGGUUUACCAUUCUGUCCAUCAUCAUUAUGAAGAAGUCGGUUCCACCAAUCCCAGGACGAGCCGCCAGGAUUUAAAGCCCCGACAGACCAGUGUGUGAUGUGCGCUCUGCCUCGGCGUACCAUUUGUGCUCCACGCAAUUUGAUUGUGCUAUGCUUCGGCUGUUUAGUGAUUUAUUAUCUCAGUUUACUGUGGUAAUUCGAGUUUGCCUGUUGAACUUCGUUGGCUUUAAGUAACAUAAUGUGAUGGUUGUUGUGUGGUUCUAAACUUUGACCGUUUUAUCCGGUUUGUUUUAGUUUAGAUUGAUGUUUUGUUAGAUUAGUUUGAGUGUUUUGCCAGUUGUGUAUUUUGAGUUUUGUAGCUUUAAUUAGUUUAGUUCGGGUGUCGUAUACACUGAAGAUUUCGGUGUUUAUUUGUAUUUUUGACGCCUAGUUUAGAUUUUAGUUUUAAGGAUUGUUUUGUUUUGUUAAUUUCUUUGAUUUGGCUUACACUCGUUGUUUUUGUUUAAAGAUAAUUAUAAAUGUUUGUUU